Messenger RNA from Sapajus apella (tufted capuchin), 6217 nucleotides. It is a transcript of the gene SRGAP1, whose product is annotated as SLIT-ROBO Rho GTPase activating protein 1. Gene Ontology annotation, biological process: negative regulation of cell migration; signal transduction. The record is from RefSeq and is a predicted model, not a curated record. The transcript is spliced from 22 exons. NCBI's taxonomy places the organism in Eukaryota, Metazoa, Chordata, Mammalia, Primates, Cebidae. Gene Ontology annotation, molecular function: GTPase activator activity; protein binding. Gene Ontology annotation, cellular component: cytoplasm. Bases 1518 to 4655 code for a protein of 1045 amino acids.
GAUGAGUUCUUAUUGCAGGCAAGGACACUUCUAGGGUUGGAGUUGCCUGAUAGUAGCACAGGUUGCUUUGGAAGAUGGGACCUUCUGGGCAGGUAUGGACUUGAGGGGAUUUAACCACGGGAUUGUGUGUAGGACUGAGUGAUGUCUAAAGCUUGUUGUAAAUGUGAGAUUCUGUAAUUCUGUUUCUCUAGCAUGUGUCCAGAGGGAAGACAUAUGAAAAGUUAAUUGGAACUGCAGAUUAUCCUGGAAAGCCUUUGUUAGCAACAGUCAUGAACUAGGUUUUGUGUCAGCCCUGAGAGCAGAAAGGUUUUCCCCCAUUUUCUGGAGUCAGCAUCAACAGUGCUCAUCCUGAGAAACAGUUCCAGUAAGUCUGGACUUCAGUUCAUCUUCCAGAUUUAGGCUGAGCUCCAGGAAGGAAUGGUGAGGAAGAGAAACUGUUCUAGUAUUUUCAAUGCUUAGAAAACUAGUGUGAGAAGUUUUAAAAUAAGUCAAUUCAUUGGCAUCCAAGUUACAAAUAAAUUUACUUAAGGGCCAGAAAAUAAUGUGACUCAUUAAAUAUAUUACCUUAAAUAAUUUUAAUUGGUCUCCACACACCUUUUAUAUUUGCUACUACAUUCUUGAGGUCCCAUACACUAUUACUGAUCUGAAUUUUGUUCCAUUUCUAUUUAUGACAAUUAAAGAAGGUAUUAAUUUUGUCCAAUAAGCUUAGAAUUUCUCAGUGUCAGAAAUUACAAAAUGACAGGCCAUAGGCAAAAUCUGACACAAGAACGUGCUUUGUUUGGCUGUACAGUAUUUUGUUUUGUUUUAAUUUAAUUAGUUGCUGUUAUUUAACAUUUUGGAGACUUUACCCAAAAAUUCAGAUUUCUGAUUUCUCUCUCAAAAAGCAAAAAUAUCAGAUUUGGCAUAACAGCAUCAUACUUCCUACACAGCAGUCAUUAUCGGUAGCUUGGUGGCUGGGUGAAGCACGUGCCCCCCACAUAACCACAGUCAUUAUUACCGUCUCUUGUUGCUUAACACCCUGCCUACAUCUCUCAUGUGGGGGGCCUGUCUGGCCUGUGGGAACCUUGGCGUUUGUGACCCUUGCUCUGUGUGGAAGGCUCACUGGCAGGUUUUAAGUCUGUAAGUAGUUAUUGUUUCAACCCUCUGGGGACUGCUGAACAGUGUAAAGUGUUUCAUUGGAUUUGGGCAGAGUGUUGUGCCUGCAGGAUAAUCCUGGCCAGGCGACUCUGUAACCAAAGGGAAGAAGAAAAAAUGUAUUCAUCCUGUACUGCGCUGUUGGCAUUCAGGAGUGCCCUAGUCUAGAAGAUGGGGCCUGAAGUGCCCUGCAGACUGCUCGCUUGCCUCCGCUCAUGUUUACUUGGCACCUGUGCGUGGGGAAGCGUCCAAUGGAGUGGCAGAGGCUCAAUGCCAUCCAUUCAGACAGCUUUCUGAAUGCCGGCAGCCAAGAGAACAUCAGCUGUGCCUAAAUUCGAGCUCAACUGGUAGAACAACAAAAAUGCCUGGAGCAGCAAACGGAGAUGCGAGUUCAGCUUCUUCAGGACCUGCAAGAUUUCUUCCGAAAAAAAGCUGAAAUUGAGACGGAAUAUUCCCGGAAUCUAGAGAAGUUAGCAGAAAGGUUCAUGGCAAAAACAAGAAGUACUAAGGAUCAUCAACAAUACAAGAAAGACCAGAACCUGUUGUCUCCCGUGAACUGCUGGUAUUUGCUCCUGAACCAAGUAAGGAGAGAAAGCAAAGACCACGCAACCUUGAGUGACAUCUAUCUGAACAACGUGAUUAUGCGGUUCAUGCAGAUAAGUGAGGAUUCUACCAGGAUGUUUAAAAAGAGCAAAGAGAUUGCAUUCCAACUUCAUGAGGAUUUAAUGAAGGUUCUUAAUGAGCUUUAUACGGUGAUGAAAACAUACCAUAUGUAUCAUGCAGAGAGCAUCAGUGCAGAGAGUAAGCUGAAAGAGGCUGAAAAACAAGAGGAAAAGCAAAUUGGAAGAUCUGGUGAUCCAGUGUUCCAUAUUCGACUAGAGGAGAGACAUCAACGGCGAAGCUCUGUAAAGAAAAUUGAAAAAAUGAAAGAAAAAAGACAAGCAAAAUAUUCGGAAAAUAAGCUAAAAUCAAUUAAGGCACGGAAUGAAUAUCUCCUAACACUUGAAGCCACCAAUGCCUCAGUUUUCAAGUAUUAUAUACAUGAUCUUUCCGAUUUAAUUGAUUGCUGUGAUCUUGGCUACCAUGCAAGUCUGAACAGAGCCCUAAGAACAUAUCUCUCUGCCGAGUACAACCUUGAAACCUCCAGACAUGAAGGUUUAGACAUUAUCGAGAAUGCAGUUGAUAAUUUAGAGCCCAGGAGCGAUAAGCAGAGAUUCAUGGAGAUGUACCCUGCUGCAUUCUGUCCACCAAUGAAGUUUGAAUUUCAGUCUCACAUGGGUGAUGAGGUAUGCCAGGUCAGUGCCCAGCAGCCAGUCCAGGCAGAGCUCAUGCUCAGGUACCAACAGUUGCAGUCCCGCCUCGCCACGCUCAAAAUCGAGAAUGAAGAGGUUAAGAAAACGACUGAAGCCACCUUGCAGACAAUACAAGAUAUGGUCACCAUCGAGGACUAUGAUGUUUCUGAAUGCUUCCAGCAUAGUCGUUCCACAGAAUCUGUGAAGUCCACUGUCUCUGAAACCUACCUGAGUAAGCCCAGCAUCGCCAAGCGAAGAGCCAACCAGCAGGAAACUGAACAGUUCUACUUCAUGAAACUCAGAGAAUAUUUGGAAGGCAGUAAUCUCAUCACAAAACUUCAAGCCAAACAUGACUUGCUGCAGAGGACCCUUGGAGAAGGUCAUAGAGCUGAGUAUAUGACUACAAGGCCUCCAAAUGUUCCCCCUAAGCCCCAGAAACACAGGAAGUCCAGGCCCCGCUCACAGUAUAAUACUAAGUUGUUUAAUGGGGAUUUGGAAACAUUCGUCAAGGACUCGGGACAGGUUAUUCCCCUCAUUGUGGAAAGCUGCAUUCGGUUCAUCAAUCUCUAUGGUCUUCAACAUCAGGGGAUUUUCAGAGUGUCUGGUUCCCAGGUGGAAGUCAAUGAUAUCAAAAAUUCAUUUGAGAGAGGUGAAAAUCCUUUGGCUGAUGACCAGAGUAACCAUGAUAUUAACUCAGUUGCUGGCGUUCUGAAGCUCUAUUUCCGUGGGCUGGAAAACCCCCUCUUUCCUAAGGAAAGAUUUAAUGAUCUGAUUUCUUGUAUCAGAAUAGAUAAUCUCUAUGAGAGGGCGCUUCACAUCCGCAAACUCCUCCUGACUUUGCCCAGGUCCAUCCUUAUAGUGAUGAGGUACCUCUUUGCCUUCCUCAAUCAUCUAUCACAGUACAGCGAUGAGAAUAUGAUGGACCCUUAUAACCUGGCCAUUUGCUUUGGCCCAACAUUGAUGCCUGUCCCAGAAAUACAGGAUCAAGUGUCUUGCCAGGCACAUGUGAAUGAAAUUAUUAAAACCAUCAUCAUACACCAUGAGACUAUUUUCCCAGAUGCUAAAGAGCUGGAUGGCCCUGUUUAUGAGAAAUGUAUGGCUGGAGAUGACUACUGCGACAGCCCAUACAGUGAGCAUGGUACAUUGGAGGAAGUGGACCAAGAUGCUGGUACAGAGCCCCACACAAGCGAAGAUGAAUGUGAGCCAAUAGAAGCAAUAGCCAAGUUUGACUAUGUUGGGCGGUCUGCCAGAGAACUAUCCUUCAAGAAGGGUGCCUCCCUGCUGCUGUAUCACCGCGCAUCUGAGGACUGGUGGGAAGGCAGGCACAACGGGAUUGAUGGGCUGGUGCCUCACCAGUAUAUAGUGGUGCAGGAUAUGGAUGAUACAUUUUCAGACACUCUGAGCCAAAAAGCCGACAGCGAGGCCAGCAGUGGGCCAGCCACAGAAGACAAGUCCUCAUCCAAGGACAUGAACUCCCCGACAGACCGUCAUCCUGACGGCUAUUUAGCCAGGCAAAGAAAAAGAGGAGAGCCGCCCCCUCCAGUAAGGCGCCCUGGCCGGACCAGCGAUAGCCAUUGCCCACUCCACCCUCCACAUGCCCUUUCCAACUCCUCAGUUGAGCUGGGGUCCCCGAGCCUGGCCAGUCAUCCCCGGGGCCUGCUACAGAACCGUGGCCUCAACAAUGACAGUCCUGAGCGGAGGCGCAGGCCUGGCCAUGGCAGCCUGACCAACAUCAGCCGGCACGACUCCCUUAAGAAGAACGACAGCCCUCCAAUUAGAAGGUCCACGUCAUCAGGGCAAUACACGGGCUUCAAUGACCAUAAGCCACUGGACCCAGAGACAAUUGCUCAGGAUAUUGAAGAAACGAUGAACACAGCUUUGAAUGAACUCCGAGAACUGGAGAGACAGAGCACAGCGAAGCAUGCCCCUGAUGUAGUGCUGGAUACCCUGGAACAAGUGAAAAACUCUCCCACCCCUGCCACCUCCACGGAAUCUCUCAGCCCUUUGCACAACGUUGCCCUCAGGAGCUCUGAGCCUCAGAUUCGACGUAGCACUAGCUCCUCCAGUGACACAAUGAGUACUUUCAAGCCUAUGGUGGCACCCAGAAUGGGUGUGCAGCUGAAGCCUCCAGCCCUUCGGCCAAAACCUGCUGUUCUUCCAAAAACAAAUCCUACCGUAGGACCUGCCCCACCUUCCCAGGGUCCAACAGACAAGUCUUGCACAAUGUAAAAACCAGCUGAGCAAGGCCAUGAAGGGAGGUGACUUAAAAAAGAAAACGAAUUGGUGACAGAAGUCACUGAUCCCUAACUUUCCUUAGUUUUGUGCUUAUAACUGGAGAUCUUUUGGCUUUUCUAUGUUGUCGAAUGUAAUGUCUGAGACUAGCUAAAUUAACACGGGCAUUUGUAUUUUGUAAUUUUUUAAAAUAACUGGACAUAUGUCAUUUUAAGGACAAUAGAAACACUUAGACUUACUUGAAAAUCCAAUGCUGCACCACUUGUAAUGAAGGCAACACCGCUCUCCACAUUGUACAGUGCUUCAGGUUUAGUGUAGCCCAGGUGAGUCAGAAAUGUUGGGACCUGAGGGCAGAAGAACCCGAAUUCCACACCUCAUUGGAGGAUAGCCAGUGUUGGUCUGUGACACUUGGGGUAAUGGCUGAAAGGUGAUAAUGGCAUUGUGUGGUAGCUGACAAUGAGCACCUUCGAUUCCAUGUGGAGCGGGAUUGAGCUCAUGCAGAAGACUUGCAGUUGUCUGCAUGGGACGAUCCCAGUGGGACUGUCAGCCCACAGCUCGAGUGGGUUGGAUGCUUGCCUCUUUCCUAACAGUCAUUUCCCCGGGUCCAGCUUAAAGACUCAGUGGAAGCGGGUAGAACCUCUGCUGUUACUGCACGAACUUAACCUGGGAAAGGAGGGGAAGACACCAUCUCCAAAACUAUUAAUGUCACUCCUGUUGCAAACAUGAUUAGGCCCCGGAGAUUUCCAAGUCCCUCCCCUACACUUAUGACUAAAAGGAUUUGAUUUUAAAGACUUUCAGUUACACUACUCCACAAACUCCUCCAAAGAUCUGUUGUUCAGUAACUGCCUAGAAAAUGUUUCUAUCUCCCCUAAAUCCCUGUGUUCUCCUCUGAGGAAAUGAAAGCAAGAAGUACCUGAGGCCUUGGUUCAUGCAGUGUUCUCUUUUGACUGAAUCACCUAGGUUCCUUUAAACAUGCUGCAAAUCCCGGGCGUGGUAGUACACCUGUAGUCCCAGCUACCCAGGUGGUUUACACAGGAGGACGGCUUUGAGCCUAGCAGUUUGAGUCCAGCCUGGGCAGCAUAGUGAGUCCCUGUGUCUUCAAAAAACAAAAGCUACGAAGGCCUGAUGAUCCUAAAUUUGAAAUCCCAACUGUCCUCUCCAUUUGUCUUUGAGCCAACCCCAAACUGGCUCUGCGUAAGAGCCACACAGGGCUCUCAGCAGGAGAUUACCUUGUGGUUCUCACGCAGUUGUGUACCUCAGAACCACGACUUCCCUUUCUUUCUCGUUUCCCUUUUGUUGUUUUGUUUUUUGUUUUUGUACGUGGUUUCUAUAUAACUCCUAUAAUCAACUGAACUCUCAGUUAGGGACCCUCUUUCUCUGGCAUCCUAGCAGACAAUUUUUUUAAGCCCAUAUUUACGCUAUAUUGUCCCCCAUUUUAAGAAAAUUUGCUUUGAAUUCCAUUCUCCUACCAGCAGCAGCUGAUGUCACCUGUAGACCUAUGAGCAUUUUAUCUACUCUAUCACUGAAGUUACUGAUAAAGGUUUUAGUUGUUGUUGUUG